AUGUAAUAUUCAUCAGAUCCACAUUAUUUUGAAAUGUCUAAUUAUCCCAAUAAUGUAUAUUAGAUAGAUCCUAUGAUGAAUCCUAUUGUUCCAUAAGCUAAUUUGCCUACUUAGAUUAAUUCUCCAAAAGGAAGUGAUCCUGAUUCUCAAAUAUCAACUAGAAAAUCAUUCCUCUUCCAAUAUUAUGUAAAACAAAUAAUAUAACUUAUUGGGAUCACUUUAAUUUAUGGAAUCAAUUAAAUAGGGUCAUUCUCUUCAAUAUAUUUAUCUGAAGUAGAUAGAGAAUGGUGGGGAUCCUCUUAUACAUAUGAGAAAUUCUUAAAAUAUUAUUCAUAUGAUGCUACACGAUAAGACUAUCUAAAUUGGAUGGAAGAGAGAAGAAGAGAAUUUAUGGACUAUGAAUUCAAUUGGGUUUAUUAUUUUAUAUUGGCUCUUACUGUAUUUUUCACUCUAUUUGUUGCUUUUGCUAGAAAUUAUAGAUGUUUGGUAAAUAUUUUAUCCUAAUAAUAGGCUCAGAAAUAAAGUAUAGGCUUAUUAAUUUAAACAGUCCUAAUAGGAUUUGUAGUAGGAGGUAUAUCUAGUGGUUAUAGAUAAAAUUGGUAACACUAAGGUACAGUCUUUUAUAUUCUUUUUUCAUUGAUAGGAUUAAUUGUUAAUGCUAUUUUCAAUUUAGUAUUAAUAAAAAUUAAUAAAAUUUAAAUUUAUGGAAAAUUAUCAAAAAUAUUUACUUAUUUCUUUUUUGGAUUUAACUUUUUAAUUGCAUUUAGAGAAUAUUAUAGGGUUGAAGGUUUACCAAUACUUGAAUUUGUUGUACUUUAUAGCUUUUUUUAUUUUGAUCAUCUAAAUAAAUCACUAUUAAUUUAACCCUCAGAACUCCCAUCUACAAUAAACAUACUUGAUUUAUUAAGUAAUAUUUAAACUGAAUUAAAUUCAAAUUAAUUUAAGCCCAAUUAAAACUUUAUACUGAUAAAUAAGAAGAUAUUAUUAAUAGUCUCUAUUGGAUUUGGAUUAGUUCUUCUUGAAUUGUUUGGUUACUUGAUAAGUACCUUUGUAUUUAUCAUAAUUACAAUUAUAUCUGUUCUUACUAUAAUUAGUUUUGUUGUUCCUACUUAAGUUGCAUAAUAAGUAUUUUAAUUUAUUAUUUCUAAAGACCUUGGAAAUAGAAGAUGCAAGUAUUGCUGUUAUGAUGACUUAUUUAGAUAUGUUAUGUCCAAUCUAAAAUAUAAUAAGACACAGAAAAAUAUGA
Paramecium primaurelia is the source of this 1246-nucleotide messenger RNA. The record is from the annotation of a GenBank genome assembly. Lineage: Eukaryota; Ciliophora; Oligohymenophorea; Peniculida; Parameciidae.